Messenger RNA from Vitis riparia (riverbank grape), 1480 nucleotides. RefSeq names its product cyclin-D2-1-like. Gene Ontology annotation, molecular function: cyclin-dependent protein serine/threonine kinase regulator activity. Gene Ontology annotation, biological process: regulation of cyclin-dependent protein serine/threonine kinase activity; mitotic cell cycle phase transition. The record is from RefSeq and is a predicted model, not a curated record. The coding region runs from base 197 to 1279 and encodes 360 amino acids. Lineage: Eukaryota; Viridiplantae; Streptophyta; Magnoliopsida; Vitales; Vitaceae. Gene Ontology annotation, cellular component: nucleus; cytoplasm; cyclin-dependent protein kinase holoenzyme complex. The transcript has 5 exons.
UUACUUCCCCCGCUCCACACUCUUUUAAAGAGAGAGAGCGAGAAGAAGAAUCCAAAAUUUAGAGAGAGAAACCGUGUGCGCCGCGAAAUACCAUGUCGCUCCCCAGUCCAUAAGCGGUCGGCCAUGUCCAUACGGCGCCUCAUCGCCGCCUCCAAUGCCGCCGUCGACCUUUUGAGUUUUGUCUUUUAUUACAGGAAUGGCUCAAUCUCCGGACCACUUCUCCGCCGCCACCGCCGCCACCGCCGCCACCGCCGCCGCUAGCUUGUACUGCGCCGAGGACGUCGAGGACGUGGUUUCCUGGGAUUCCGAUACGUGGAUCUCCGAUCCAGGAUCGUCGCCGUUGGUUUACGCCCAUUCUCCGCCGUUCGAUGAAUCGACCAUCGAGCGGUUCUUCGGCUCCGAGCCGGACCAUCGUCCCAUGGAGGACUACCUCUGCCGGUGCCGAGACCGGUCGGUGGACGUCACCUCCCGGCAGGACUCCAUUAACUGGAUCCUAAAGGUGCAUGCAUACUACCACUUCAGACCAGUAACGGCGAUUCUCUCCGUCAACUACUUGGACCGUUUUCUCUCUCGUCAUGCUCUUCCGCAAGGCAAUGGGUGGCCGUUUCAGCUGUUAUCUGUGGCAUGUUUGUCUUUGGCAGCGAAAAUGGAGGAAACUCAUGUACCCCCACUACUUGACCUCCAAAUGUUUCAGACCGAGUUCGUGUUUGAACCCAAAACUAUUCAGAGAAUGGAGCUAUGGGUCAUGGACAAUCUCAAUUGGAGAUUACGCUCUGUCACUCCCUUCGAUUUCAUCGAUUACUUCGCCUCCAAGCUCCCCUGCUCUUCCGCUUCCAGGCACGACCUUCUUACCAGGGUCUUCUCCGUUUCUGCCGAUCUCAUUCUCAACACCACCCGUGUCGUCGAUUUCUUGGGGUUUUCACCGUCCGUUAUUGCAGCGGCUGCCGUGAUUUCCGCCUCCGGCGAGAGGGUUGAUUUUCCGGCGGGUGGUGACUGGACACCGGAGUCCUUUUACGAGAGAGUGGACAGAGAAGUGGUGAGAAGCUGUCACCAACUAAUGGAGGAGUACCUGAUCGACACGUGUCCAUCGGCUCCGCUCAAAGACCUCCGACCUGAGCCGCCGGCUCCAGCUAGUCCAGUCGGCGUGCUGGAUGCGGCUGCCUGUAGGAGCUGCGACACGCGUUCCGAGAAUCCUGGACUCAGCGAAGCCAAUCCACCACAGCCACCGCCGCCGAACAAACGGCCCCGAUUCUCUGCUCCGGGUGUACAGCAACCGUAGAUAAGACCGCCACCUCCUUCACCCUCCUCUCUUUUGCCCUCUUUUUUUUCCCAAGAGAGAAAAGCUUCCCUUUUUGUUGUCAUUCUCUUUGUCGUUGAUUAUAAAAUGAACGGUCAGGAUCAGAUGGUCUGACGGAAGAGGCAUUUUGGUUAUUUAUUAAAAAUAUUUUUAUAAGAAUUUAUAUAUCUUUGUUGAAUGGCA